CCACUCUUUGCUUGCGAGCUAUUGCAGCGCAGAAUGCAGCCCCUACGCCCGAUGACAUCGCCAAGUAAGCCGAACUGGCUCAAAAUGCCUCGCCUAAUUACUCGCCUUAUGCACUUGAGAUAAAUUAUACUCUCAAGAUCUGCAACCAUAGCAUUAGAGCACGCGAAACGUAUAAGACGUAUCUUCCCAGAAGGUAUCACGAAGUUCCUCGGCAUGAGAAAGCUACAAACAUGUUUCUUAGGCUUCGCUACUUUUCGCUUGCUUCACUCGCUACUAGCGUGUGGGGCGCAGACUUCCAAUCUCGAUGCGAUGCACUCGGGCAGAAUGUUCAAGUGCAAGGUUAUGACGAUAUCCGUGUAAACAUUGCGCAGUAUCUACCAAAAGGAUCCGUCAUUGAUCAAUUCGCCGAAGGCACGAACGUCACUUGCGCGCUACCGAACCCGACUGUUCCCGUCAACCUGUGCCGACUUGGUCUGCAAUUCUCGACUUCGAAUGCGAGCGGGGUUCACAUGGAAGCAUGGCUUCCAGAGGAUUGGAACUCGCGUUUCAUUGCUGUGGGGACGGGCGGUUUGGCGGGAUGUAUAUUCUAUCAGGACCUCGCGUAUGUGAGUUCGUAUGGUUUCGCCAGCGUAUCUGGAAACAGCGGUCACAACGGCACAUCCGCAGGCGCGUUCUACCGGCAGCCGCAGGUCUUUGAGGAUUUUGUCUGGCGGGCUCUGUAUGCCACGACUGUCAUCGGUAAAGAAGUCACGAAGCAGUUCUAUGAAGCGCCGCACAAGAAGUCGUAUUUCCUCGGGUGCUCGCAGGGUGGACGUCAAGGGUUCAAGGCCGCGCAGUCGUAUCCAGAGAUGUUUGAUGGGAUUGUGGCGGGUGCGCCUGGACUGAACCUUCCGGGGCUUUUCCAGCAUAUGACGCGGUGGCUGCUGGAGAUUGGGACAGACAUUAGCAACGCUACGAUAGGUCUUGAAGGUUGGAGCGCGAUUCAGAAUGAGACGUUGCGGCAGUGUGAUGCGCUUGAUGGAUCCCCGGACGGCCUCAUCGAAGAUAACCGUCGAUGCAAGCCUGAUCUCUCCAAGCUACAGUGCGGAACCCCAGAAGCACCGGCGGUAUGUCUCACUUCGAAGCAGCUUGAUCUGGUGGAAAGCUUCUUCUCUCCUUGGACUGUGAACGGUACACUCAUCUAUCCGGGGGUGGUGCACACAGGAGACGAAGUUGCUCACGCGACGAUUCUGAGCAGCCCUGAGCCCGUAGGCUACGCGCUUGAAUGGCCUCGUUUUGUGUCGCGACAAGAUCCGACCUGGACGCUGGAUCAGUGGACUCCGGCAGAUGCUCUCCUUGCCGUACAGCAGAAUUUCUUCAACUUCAACACUUACGAGGGCGAUCUUUCGGCAUUCAGGGAUAGGGGUGCGAAGCUAAUCCAUUACCAUGGGCAGCUGGACUUUCUGGUCGACACAUCGAACUCAGACCGUUACUAUAAUCAUGUUGCGCAGACUAUGGAGGCGUCCCCUGGUCAGUUGGAUGACUUUUACAGAUACUUCCGCAUCUCAGGAUUGCAGCAUUGUACGGGUGGGCCUGGUGCAAGUCUCAUCGGGCAAGGCCAGGGAAGCCCACCACCAGGAGACGGGGCGGAAGACAAUGUUUUAACGAGAAUCGUGGAAUGGGUAGAGGGAAGCGAGGCGCCAGAUACCAUACGUGGCACCAAGUUUGUGAAUGGCGACGCUGCUCAGGGUGUAGAUUACAAGCGCAAGCACUGCAGGUACCCCCUGAGGAACGUGUAUCAUGGAGAAGGUGAUGGGAAAGAUGAGGAGGGUUGGACAUGUGUGGAUUAAAGAUAUGUUGAAAUUUUUCGAUCAAAUCUAUGAUGCUAGGGAAACCAGUUGUUAAUCCGGAACGAAGUUGUGCUGAUCAUUAGGGGCGGACCCGGCCUCAAGUUGCUGUGUUAUAUGAGCAUUCCUGCUCUUCAGCAAUGGCAACGCUGUUGAUACAGCUAGUGUCAAUCAUUGAGGAUAACGUGUUUGAAGAGCAAGUCGUCGUGGUGUAUGAUGUCGUGAAACUGGGAAUGGACGCUACGUGUCUAUCGAUGUUGAGAGAUGAAUUUCCGGCCAAUCGUAACCGCAAACUAGUUCAUCAGAACCAAUUGCAAUCAAU
Molecule: messenger RNA, 2148 nt
Organism: Periconia digitata
Lineage: Eukaryota; Fungi; Ascomycota; Dothideomycetes; Pleosporales; Periconiaceae
Source: the annotation of a GenBank genome assembly